Cyphellophora attinorum is the source of this 753-nucleotide messenger RNA. RefSeq lists its product as uncharacterized. The record is from RefSeq and is a predicted model, not a curated record. Lineage: Eukaryota; Fungi; Ascomycota; Eurotiomycetes; Chaetothyriales; Cyphellophoraceae. The transcript has a single exon. The coding region runs from base 1 to 753 and encodes 250 amino acids.
AUGUCCACAACCGAGAAACCAGCAAUCCUCCUCGUCCCCGGCGCCUGGCACCCACCCACCGCCUUCGCCCCCCUCACCAAAUACCUCGAAUCCAACGGCUACCCAGUCGUGCCGCUCCCGCUGGCCACCGUCGGCGCCCCAGACCCACUCCCCAACUACGACCAAGACGUCUCCCUAAUCCGCGAAGCCAUCCUCAAGCACGGCCCCAGCGUUGUUGUCCUAACGCAUUCCUACGGCGGCCUCCCCGGCGCUUCCGCCUGCAAGGGCCUCCCCGACGGCGCCGUCUCCCAUUUCAUCUUCUGCUGUUCUUUCGCGCUGCCCGUGGGCGUCAGCCUCAUGGACGCUCUCCAGAACAAGCCCCUCCCCUGGUUCGACGUUUCCGACGAUGGUCUUACAGUCAACGCGAUGCAAAACGAGGAGAUUUUCUAUAACGAUAUUCAUGAUAAGGAGACGCUGGCGGAGUUGGUGGGAAGUCUGAAGCCGCAUAGCUAUAAGGCGUUUGCGAGCAAGAAUACGUAUGCGGUGUAUGAGGAUGUGAAGUGUACGUAUGUGGUGUGUGACGAGGAUAAGGCGAUUCCAGUGGGGGCGCAGUGGGGAAUGGUGGAGGGGGCGCGGAAGGCGGUGGCGGAGAAGGAGGGGGCGAAGGGGGGGAUGGAGGCGGUGACGUUGGAGGGGGCGAGUCAUACGCCGUUUGUGAGUCGGACGGAGGAGUUGGGUGUGAUUGUGAGGCGUUGUGCUGGGGAGGCGAUUUGA